This is a messenger RNA of Penicilliopsis zonata CBS 506.65, 2119 nucleotides long. RefSeq lists its product as hypothetical. Gene Ontology annotation, biological process: transmembrane transport. The coding region runs from base 466 to 1911 and encodes 481 amino acids. Gene Ontology annotation, molecular function: transmembrane transporter activity. The transcript has a single exon. Gene Ontology annotation, cellular component: fungal-type vacuole membrane. Lineage: Eukaryota; Fungi; Ascomycota; Eurotiomycetes; Eurotiales; Aspergillaceae. The record is from RefSeq and is a predicted model, not a curated record.
GGGUAUGACAGGAUUCCCAUUAUUAAUUGUGAGCCCAUGCCGAGUCACACUAUGUAGUACGUCUUCGGAGUCCUCCGUCCGUACUCCACUACCAGCUAUUCGAUGAUGUUAUCUCAUCCUGAUCGGACUUCGUGGCGAGGAUUCAACUAGUUUUAGUGUCUUGUCCGAACAUCGAAUCCUGUUCUGUUUUCGGGACGGUGAACGCCCCCCUUGCUGCGCGGCCCCCAAUUGAGUAUGCCGCCGGAAAGUAUGUCGAGUCAGAGAAUAAAACCUUGCUGUACUCUGUAAUACUUGGUUGAUUUCAAGGAUCUGUUCCGGUUUGGCUGUUCGGCGCUUAUCAAUUCACACCUGCGAUCCAGUUAAUCGCGAAAAGAAAGAAAUUCAAUGGAUGAUCCACCGUCACAUAAAAUCCAAACUGUUGUAUAAUCAAGACGAGAAACGGCAGAGAGAGAGAGAGAGAGAGAGAUGGACGAGGAAAGACAAUCGAUUCCAUUCUCAUUGUCAUCGACAGAGAUCGAGGAAGACCAGAGUUCAGGAGCAGUCAAUGACGGGCUUCGAGAAAAAACCAUGCCGGCCGACGGAGAGAAUGAGCCAACCCGACAGAGCAAGGCACAGCCCGACAAUAUCACCACUACAUCUGCCAAUCCGCCAGAGUCGAUGCUGGUGCGGACGCUGUCGCGGGUGCGCACGAGAGAGUCGAAGAAGAGCAUCGGCCCGCCGCCGGACGGGGGUUCAGAGGCGUGGCUGCAGGUGGUGCUGGCACACAUGGUGAUCUUCAACACGUGGGGGUAUAUCAACAGCUUCGGCGUGUUCCAGACGUACUAUUCGCAGACGCUGGGGCGGUCGGCGUCGGACAUCUCGUGGGUGGGCAGCGUGCAGAUCUUCCUGCUGUUCUUCAUCGGCACGCUGUCCGGGCGCGCGACGGACGCCGGCUUCUUCAAGCUGGUGUGGACGGCGGGCGCGGUGGUGGAGCUGUUCAGCAUCUUCAUGGCCUCGCUGUGCACGCAGUACUGGCAGCUCUUUCUCGCGCAGGGGAUCGGGCAGGGGCUUGGGUGCGGGAUGAUGUUCUGCCCGACCGUUGCGUUGCUCUCGACCUGGUUCUCCAAGAACCGUUCCAUGGCCAUCGGCCUCGCGACCGCCGGCUCGUCCACGGGAGGCCUGGUCUUUCCCGCGGUCAUCAUCCGCCUGCUGCCACGCAUCGGAUACGGCUGGACGAUGCGCACGCUGGGCUUCAUCUCGCUCGUCACCCUGAUCCCCUGCGGCGUGUUCCUGACGCACCGGGUCCCCUCGCGCCGUAGCGGGCCCCUGGUCGAAUGGGCGGCCUUCAAGGAAGCCCCCUACGCCCUCUUCGCGCUGGGCAUGUUCUUCAACUUCUGGGGGCUGUACAUUGGCUUCUUCUACAUCGGCAGCUUCGCCACAAAUAUCAUCGGUGUCUCCGAAUCAACCUCGGUCUACCUGCUGCUCCUCAUGAACGGCAUCGGUAUAGUGAACCGCAUCCUACCCAACCACAUGGCCGACAAGUACACCGGCCCCUUGAACAUCGUGAUCCCCUUCAGCUUCACGACGGCAAUCAUCGCCUACUGCUGGGCGGGUGUCACCAAUGUCGCGGGCCUGUACGCCUUUGCCGGCGUGUACGGCCUCUCCGCCGCCACCAUCCAGUCCAUGUUCCCCGCCACCCUCAGCUCCCUCACCACUGAUAUCUCCAAGGUCGGCGUCCGCAUGGGUAUGGUCAUGAGCGUUGUCGGCACCGCCGCCCUCAUCGGCUCCCCCAUCGCCGGCGCUCUUGUCACCUCCGAUGGAGGGAAGUACAUCGGCGCCCAGAUGUUCAUGGGUACCGCCAUCAUGGCCGGGGCGUUGACUCUCGCCGCUGCACGGUAUGCCAAGUUGGGUUUUGCCUGGGGGCGGACAUAGAUUCUCAACAAUUUUCUGAAAAAGAAAAUGAAGAAGAGAAAGAAGACUAGAUAGUGAUGAUUAGCGAUGAGCCAUUAAUAUUCUUCAAUCCUUGUAACUGGAUACCUUAGACCUGCUAGAUAGUAGGUCUUACUACACCUGAACUGCUCAGCAUAGAUCCUCCCAUCUGAUAGAAAAACCUUCCAGUGAAUCUGAAGCUUAAUCCAAG